Molecule: messenger RNA, 8443 nt
Organism: Oreochromis aureus
Lineage: Eukaryota; Metazoa; Chordata; Actinopteri; Cichliformes; Cichlidae
Gene: ccdc88c
Product: coiled-coil domain containing 88C
Exons: 31
Coding region: 750-6533 (1927 amino acids)
Biological process (GO): cytoplasmic microtubule organization; cytoskeleton-dependent intracellular transport
Cellular component (GO): cytoplasm; centrosome
Molecular function (GO): microtubule binding; dynein light intermediate chain binding
Source: RefSeq, a predicted model, not a curated record
CAGUUUGUGUCCUCCAUACAUUUCCCUCCUCGGGGCGGUCACCAUCUUGUUCUGUCUGAACUCUUUGAUUCGGUCUGUUGGUGACGUCAGACAAAGAGUAAAUCUGGUCUGUUAUUGGCAGAUUUCCUGAAAAGAGGCGGGAGCAGAGUUUGUAGUGAGCGCUGAUUGGCCGGCGGGUCCGUCGGUCAGUGCUCGUGCGUGUGGCGUCUGUGGGUCAGGUUGAUGGAGCGCUGUGGAGGAGAAACACGGUGAAGGUGCUGCGAGCAGCGGAAACUUUUCUGUGUCCCUCCGCUUCGUGUUUUUCCUUCGUCCCGCCUUUUUCGGCUCUUUUUCACUCACUUUACUUUCUUUUUUCAAACUUCACGGCGGUUUCUCCAGUUUACGGUCCCAGUGGUGUCUCCCUGGCAACACGAUCAACUGUCCUGCGAAGUUUGGGUCGGUGUUUUUACCUUCAGCGGAAAAAAGCUGCUCGUUCACGCGCUGAGCUAACGGAACCGAGCCGGGACCGACGGGAGCGCGAGCAGAGGCUCUCCCGGUACUUUUUUGGUUCCGUUUCCGUUCGUGUGGCUCGGACCGGCUCUUAGUCGCGAGACAAUAGUGAGGGAGAGAAAGAGAGAGGGAGCUCGCGCUGGUGGCGGGGAGGGGUGUCGAUGCCUCGCGGCGCUUUGUUCUAUCCGCUGUGGAGACCUCCCGCGUGCCCGCCGCGGAUACCCGCCGAUCGAUCGGAGUAUUGAUGACCGAGCAGAGCCAUGGACGUCACCCUGUCCGAGCUGCUGGGCGCGUUCAUGGAGUCCCCCCUGGUGGUGUGGGUGCGGACGCUGGGCCCGCUGGGGUCAGGUGACGACGCCGGCUCAGACGAGCGACUCAGCAUGUUCAUGGAGCUGGUGGACGGCGUCUUCCUGCACAAGAUCAUGACACACAUCGACCCGAGCCCCACCAAUCAGAGGCUGAACAAGAACGUGAACAAUGAUGUGUCGCUGCGCCUUCACAACCUGACAGUCCUCACCAGACACAUCAGGACGUACUACCAGGACACGCUGCAGCAGCUGAUCGUCAUGCCGCUGCCCAACAUCCUCUGCAUCGCCAAGGACCCGAUAUCAGCAAAGAGCAUGGAGGAACUGAAGAGGCUUUUGUUGCUGAUUCUGGGCUGUGCUGUGCAGUGUGAGCGUAAGGAGGAGAUGAUCGAGAAGAUCAAGCUGCUGGACAUUCAGACUCAGGCUGCCAUCGUGUCUCACAUCCAGGAGGUGACCCACAACCAGCUGAAUGUUCUGGACCUGUCCUGGCUGGAGGAAGGAGCAGAGAUCAUCCACGAGGAGCUCGAGCCUCUGUCCCGCAACAUGGCGGCGUCCCUGCGGCAGCUCAUCGACCAGCGAGACAAAGCCAGCGAGGUGAUUGUGGACCUGACCCAGGAGAGGGACUACCUGUCCAGUCAGCAACCCCAGGACGGGUGCAGGGGCCUGGGCAUGAUCGGCCCGGAGCAUGGGCGGAGCUCCGCAGGGGCGGGAGUGAAUAACGGCGGCUCGGCCGGGGCGGCGCUAUCCAAGGAAGAGAAGCAGCAUUUGUCCGUGGAGCUCGCCGACACCAAAGCCAAGCUCCGCAGAUACAGACAGGAGCUGGAGGAGAAGACGGAGCAGCUGAUGGAUUCGAGGCAUGAAGUGGAGCGUUUGGAUCAGGAGCUGCAGAGACUGAAACAAGAGAACCAGUCUCUGUCCGUCGAGGCGCGCUCCGCCCGGGUGUACCGGGACGAGGUGGACUCCAUGCGGGAACGAGCCGCACGCGUCGACCGCCUGGAGACCGAACUGAGCAGAUGCAAAGAGAAGCUCAACGACGUUCACUUCUACAAAACCCGAGUGGAGGAGCUCCGGGAGGACAACCUGACCCUGCUGGAGACGAAGGUGUUGUUGGAGGAGCAGCUGUCGGCCUCACGGGGGCGCUGUGACAAACUGCACACGCUGGAGAAAGACAACCUGCUACUGCGGGCAAAGAUCCACGACCUGGAGAUGGAGCGGGACAGCGAGCGGCGACGGCUGGAGGAGCUGGUGGAGGAGAACAUGCUGCUGGAGAUCGGACAGAAGCAGAGCAUGAACGAGUCGGCUCACCUGGGCUGGGAGCUGGAGCAGCUCACCAAGAACCACGACAACACCAACACCGAGACCCGCAAGUCUCUGGUCGACGAGCUGAACGAGUGCGUCUCCAGCCGCAUGCUGAAGCUGGAGAAGGAGAACCGGGAGCUGCAGGCGUCCAUAGAGAGGCUGAAGGAGGAGAACCACCUCCUGCAGGAGCACCAGCUCCACACGCAGGAGCUGGACCGGGAGAACCAGAGUCUCAGCAACAAGCUGGAGCGUCUCCAGGGUUUACUGGACCAGGAGAAAAUAACCAAUCAGGACAUGGAGGCUCUGGGGGAGGAGCUACUGAAGGAGAAACAGAGUCUGGAGCGCGAGAUGCACGUUCUGAAGGCAGAGAAGGACCGACAGAUCUCAGAGCUGGAGAGCGAGAAGCAGCACCUGUCGGAGGCAGUGGCGUCCCUUCAGGAGCGCGCACAGUCUAACAGCGUGGCGAGGGUCCGCGAGGUGGAAUCAGAGAACCGCCUGCUGCACCAGAGCAUCACCGACACCAGCUCCCGAUUGGCCAGCCUGGAAACGCAGCUCAAAGUAUCCAAUGAGGAGGCAGAGAGGCUGAGGGAGCGGGCGGGGCGGUGUGAGGAGGCGGAGCGAGAGGUGGCGCGGCUGGAGAGGAGCCGGGAGGCGCUCAGCAGAGAGGUGGCGUCUCUGCGGGCGUGCAGUGAGCGCUCCGAGGCUCUGGAGAAACAGGUGACCUCCUUGGAGCAGGAGGUGCACAGGCUGAAGCGGGAGGCGGAGGAGAGCCAGCGGGAGCUGCAGCGGCUGACGAAGCAGGAGGCAGAAAAUGGACUGCUGUCCAAGGAGAACCUGGAGCUCCGCUGCUCCCUGGAGAGCCUGCGCUCCUCAUCCACCCGCCUCACCACUGUGCAAGAGGAGCUCCAGGAGGCGCAGAGGGAGAUACAGGAGCUGCAGAGGAGGCUGGAUCAAGCUGGGGAGGAGAAGCAGGGAGAGAGGAAGAGAGUGGAGAGGCUGGAGGUGAACCUGGCAGCUCUGAACCAGGAGAAGCAUCACAUAGAGGAGGAGAUGGAGAAGAGCAAAGAGGAGAGGGUGGAGGAAGAAAGGAGGCGGCAGGAGGCAGAAAGCAGAGAGGAGGACCUGAAGAGGGAGGUGGAGGAGCUGAAGGAGGAGCGGAGGAGGCGAGUGGAAGGAGACGAGGAGAGGAAGAAGCUCCAGCUGGACCUGGAGCAGUCGGAGAAGGGCCGGAAGCAGCUGGAGAAGGAGAGCUGGAGGAUGAGGACGCUCCUGGAGGGGAAGGAGACGGAGCUGGAGGAGAAAACCAGGAGGCUCACUGAGGUCACGAAGGAGGGAGGAGCUCUCAAGAAGGAGGUGGAGCGAAUGAAGGAGGCGGCGGUGAAAGCAAAGGAAGUGGAGCGAGAGAACAAGGAGCUUCAGAAACAAGCGACGAUCGACAAGAGGACGCUGGCCACGCUGAGAGAGGAGCUGGUGUCGGAGAAGCUGAGCGUUCAGCAGCAGAAGGUCGAGCUGGAGCGACUGAACGAAGAGCUGGAGAAGAUCGGACUGAACCGGGAGAAGCUGCUUCAGCAGGAGCACACGCUGGAGGACAGCAGGUACAGGCUGCUGGAGUCUCGGCUGGAGGAAACCGUCCAGCAGACCAUGAAGGUCAAGGAGGAGAAAAUCUCCAGCCUGGAAAAGAAGCUGGAAGAAAGCGGCGCCCUCAACAAGACGCUCCACGCGGAGCUGGAAGCUGCUCGUCAGACGGCGUCCACCUCGCAUCAGCAGCACGAGGAAGUAAACCACAACUCCCAGCAGCACCUGGCGGCUGACCGCAGCGCCACGGCCGAACUGCUGCGAAUCAAAGAUCACCUGAUCGACGUGGAGAAGAACAACGCCUCCCUGCAGACGGAGAGCAGUCUGCUGAAGGAGCAGCUGAAGCAGCUGGAGAACCAGAACACUUCCCUCAACAACCAGAUGGCGGCGCUGCAGCGGCACACCACCACGCUGCAGGAGCAGAACUCGGCGUUGCACACGCAGACGGCGAAGCUGCAGGUGGAGAACUCCACCCUCUCCUCUCAGAGCGCCUCUCUCAUGGCCCAGAAUGCCGUGCUGCAAGGCCAGGUGACCGCCCUGGAGACGGAGGUGGAGUCAUGGCAGCGGCAGCGCGAGGAGGCGUGGCGAGCCAGAGAGGGCGUGCUCAGCGAUCACGAGCGCCUGCUGAGCGUUCACGAGAGGCAGGCUCACGAGUACGAACAGCUGAUCAGUCAGCACGCGGCGCUGAAGGGCAAACAGAGGGCGCUGGAGAGCGAGCACAGGACGCUGCACGGCAAGUACUGUGCACUGCUGCAGCAGAAGGAUGAAUUGGAGGCGCGUGAGGGGCGUGGCCUGAAAGAGAAGGAGGAGCUAAACCUGGAGUUCCAGAAGAACCGCCUCCUGCAGCAGGAAAACCUCCAGCUGAAAACAGAUGUGGACAGACUCUCCGAGAGCCAAUCACAGCAGGCGGAGCAGAGCAAGGGACUCCAGCAGCGACUCAAUGAACUCAAGAGCUCUUUAAGCUCCGCCCAGCUGGAAGUGAGUCAGUGGAUGGCGCGAUACGAUUCGCUGAUGGAGCAGCACCAGACGCUGGAUCUCGCCAUGACUAAACUAGACAACCACUGUGAGCUCCUGAGUCGCCUCAAAGGGAACCUGGAGGAGGAGAACCACCACCUGCUGAGCCAGAUCAACCUGCUGAGUCAGCAGAACCACACACUGCUGGAGAGGAGCAUGGAGAGCAAGGAGCUGUACCACCAGGAGCAGAAGCUCUACAUUGAUAAGCUGAACGCUCUCCGUCGUCAGAAGGAGAAACUGGAGGAGAAGAUCAUGGACCAGUACAAGUUCUACGACCCCACGCCUAAAAAGAGGAGUCAGUGGGCCGGAGCCAAAGCUUUAGUCAAACUCAUCAAACCCCGAAAGGAGAGCAGCCGGGAGAGGGGGGCCGAGAGGGAGCGGACUAAGAGCGCCCCGGACAUCCCUCUACCUGCCACGCCCCCCCUCCUGCCCCCCGAGACCCCGCCCCCUCCACCCCAGAGGACCCUCAGUGACUCGCAGGACGGCGGACAUAACAGCCCGGGCCCCCAGAGUCCAGCUGUGACCCCCAUCAGCCGAGGCUUGGCGGACAGGGGCCGGGGCGUUUAUCACAGCAGCACGCCAGGAGGAAGCAGCGAAAGCGUCAACGGAGAAGAUGCACAGGGACCAGGUCAGACCCAUAAAAUCCAUCUGAGCUCCACUCCGAGCCAUCCGUCGUCUUCGCUGGGCUUCACCAGCAGCUCCGCCUCCAGGCUGGGGCAGAUCGCCGUGCGCAGGCCCAGAGGCCCGUUACUGGACGAAGACUCGCGCCACAACGCCUCGGACCCGGCGUUCGGAGGUCGCCCGGGGUCAGCCGACUUAAGCCACAACACGUCCAGCUCCACCUCACCUGUGAGCUGCAGAGAUUUCUCGGAACGCCAGGGCCGCUCCGCCAGCCUCUCCAGUGACGACGUCACAGGUCUCAGCCAAUCACAGCUGACCCUGUCGCGAAGCUCCACCCUUCCAUAUGACCACGCACCCCAGAGGGCCCAGCCACAGCGUGGCGGCGGGGUCAGAAGUAAGACCCGCCCUGCUUCUCCUGGGAGUGAGAUGGUGACGCUGGAAGAGUUCCUGCAGGAGAGCAACCUGCAGUCUCCUCCUGUGGUGUCCACAGGAAGCAGAGAGGACCUGGUGACGGACUAUUUUGCUAGAAGCCCCGCCUCCUCAGCUCCUGCCUGCAGAGAUCAGGCAACGCCCACCAGCUACGUCACGCCCACCGUGCAGUCGUCCAAUCAGAGGCCGGGACAGAGUGUGAAGCCCUCGCCCCGUCAGCCCGUGGGCCAGUCGCCGGCCUCGGGUCAGAGAAGCAGCCAAUCACUGAGCAGGACCUUCAGCCUGGCCUCGGCCGACCUGCUGCGCUCUAACGGGCCGGACAGCUUCAGAGGACACGACGGCUCCCCCGGCCAGGCUGACGCUGUGGUGCGGCGUCAAGGAGGCGGGACCACUGGGAGAGAGCGGCCGCUGUCGGCUCGUUUUACCGCUCUGUCCAAUCAGCACGCAGAUGGCAGCUUCCUGAACCCGCCCAUCCACCACUCCGCCUCCCUGAACCUGCAGGCGGAGCGCUACGCGGAGCGAGAGCGGGACCGAGGGCGGAGCGCCGCCUCCCGAAAUGGCCCUCACCGUGGAGAAAUUGCCAUGGUAACCCCAGUGAGAGCGACGCCUGCCACUCAGCCUGACGACACCCCCGAGUACGCAGAGGUCCCGAGGGAGGGGCGGUUGGGCGACUCCGCCCACAUGAAGAAGGAUGGCGAGAGAGGGAGGUGUGGCUCGGUGGAACGCCCAAAGAGCACCCCAGCGUCACCCGACCCCAACAACGACCCGCAGACGGUGUGGUACGAGUACGGCUGCGUCUAAAUACCGGAGCGCCACGCCCUGCAUCCAGCCUCAGAGACAGGAAGUGAGACUGAAGCCACCCUUUCACUUCCUGUUAGUAAAUAAGUGGACAGGUGAGGCAGUCACAUGAUCAUCACUCUGAGGUGGAUGCAGGACUGGAUGGACACUAUCAGCGCUCCCCAUGGGGGGGCGGGGCUUACCGGAGCGGGACGUUUCCUGAAAACAUCUUUUUUGGAUUCUAUAGUGACGCCAAGCUGACGCUCCGUCUCUAACACACACAGAGAAGACGCUGCUCCAUCACCUCCACCCUGCAGCCACCACAACACAACACUACGAGCGGCCCUGUCUAACUGCUGGACUCUCUGCAGGACCGCCGCCUGAAUGUACGGGACACCACAUUCCCCGCCUCCAAAAUCACGCCAAACACUGGAAAAGACACAGGAGGGGUGGAGGAGGGGUGGGGGUGGGGGGUAAACAGGACGGGCGGAGAGCCUCCUCCCUUUUAAAUUACAGCCCUGCUCCAUCCAUCUUUAGAUUCUAUCCCAGCAUGCAACGCUCUGACACUUUACUGGAAAUGUUGCUCAACCCAAGCCGACACUAGACACACACACAAAAACACACACACACACAUUUAUAUAAUGAUAGAGAGACACUCAGGCUUUGUCCUUGGGGGGUUUCUGUGGCUUCUCUGCUCAGCUGGAUUUAAUUCAAACACACACACACAGACACACACUCUCACACACACACACACACACACACACAGACACACACUGAGGUUUGGAGCCUGCGGCUGAGAGUAAAAUCAUUCACGUGUUUCCUCUGAGCUGUAACAGCCACUGUUUUGGUGUUUGUGUUAAUUAUAGAUGGAACACACACACACACACCUCAUUCCCGGAUUCACGCUCAUUUGGUGAUUGUCUGUUUGUCUCAGAGGUCAGAGGUCACGUGAAUGAUUUUAGUGUUUUUCCCUCUGGCUGAGCUCACAGACACUUCGGGGAGGAAGAGGAGGCACAAUGACUGAAGGUGUGUCUCACACACAGCUGAUGAUAUUUAAUGACUGACCUUUGACCUGCUGUUUCAAAGCACUACAUUAACGAUGAUGAUGAUGAUGAUGGUAGAGAUGAAGAUGUAACACUGGAGUUAUGAAAUGAAGACUGAGCUGAUAUGAGUUAAAUUAUUCCUCCUGGAAUUUGUACGUGUUUGAUUAUUUUUUUUUUUUUUUUACUUUGAAAAUACCAAAUGACUUCCUGUGUGUGUGGCGGCGCUGCAGGUCGAUGAUGUCAUGUUACCUGUGCGUUUGCUCUGUGUUUGCUGUAAAGUCGACCUGUUCUGCUGGUUACUGCUGCACCUGUGAGAGUGGCUGAGCAUGAGUCUCAGCUCAGAAUAAUGCUUCUGUGUCUGAGCCAUCCUCUGUCUGAAUCAGGCUGCUUUAGCUCCUCCCUCUGCGAGGCUGGAUUCAUACAUACACAUCAUGCUCAUUUCUCAGCAGCCAAUUAAAUCCUCCGGCUUCAUCACGAGCCAAUCAGAUCACGUUCUAAGAAUAUCUGAGAGCGAGCGAGGUGGCUGUUAGAAAACUUUCUUCUGAUUGGCUGCCCCUCACAAACAGUUUGAAUGCAGGUGGGUGGGGCCUCUGUGACACCUUUGUGACAUCACUUAGAUCACCUGUGCAUGCAGCAGGUGGGUGACGUUAAGAAGAACUGUUCGACUUUAUGGGCUCUUCCUACUUCCUGUGUGCUCGCUGCGAAGCGUCAUCUUUCAUACGGAGGAGGAAGUGAAAGAGGAAGUGGCAGCGUCAGUGACGUUCCUGCUGUAACUGGAUUUGCUGUAGUUCACUUUAAGACGAUUUCUGCUGCGGUCGCUGCAGACGCGCUCAGAGGCUGAGAGCAGAAACAUGUCAAAGCUUUUUGCUAAUAAAGAUUUUUAACCUUUGA